AUGGCUUCUCUACACACAACUAUCAUGCUGUUCCUAGCACAUGUGCUCCUACUUCUGGGGUUGCCCGCAGGCCUCGUCGAUGCCAUACCCUUGGGCCAAGAGAUGGACAUCACGACGAAUUUGGCUGUCAGGGCGGCGUCAGACUACUGGGUUGGGACUAUAAAACGACAGGGUGCUGUUCCCUUUGGAAAUGGCACUGACUAUCAGGUAUAUCGUAACGUGAAGGACUUUGGUGCUAAGGGUGAUGGGUCCACGGAUGAUACCGCUGCUAUAAACCAGGCUAUCUCCUCUGGGAACCGAUGCGGUAAGGGUUGUGAUUCCUCAACCGUCACUCCUGCCCUCGUAUACUUUCCUCCCGGUACUUAUGUCGUCUCCAAGCCAAUCGUUCAGUAUUACUACACUCAAAUCGUUGGCGACGCCAUCAACCUACCUGUGAUCAAGGCCGCUGCGGGCUUUGCCGGUAUGGCUGUGAUUGAUGCCGACCCUUAUAACGAUGACGGCAGCAACUGGUACACCAACCAGAACAACUUCUUCCGUGCCGUUCGUAACCUUGUCAUCGAUUUGACUGCCAUGCCCCAGGGGUCUGGUGCUGGUAUUCACUGGCAGGUGGGCCAGGCGACCAGUUUGCAGAAUAUCAGGUUUGAGAUGGUGAAGGGUGGCGGCGAUGCAAACAAGCAACAGGGCAUCUUCAUGGACAACGGAUCUGGUGGUUUCAUGUCAGACUUGACUUUCAACGGUGGUAACUAUGGCAUGUUCGUAGGAAACCAGCAAUUCACUACCCGCAACCUGACCUUCAACGACUGCAACACAGCCAUCUUCAUGAACUGGAACUGGGCUUGGACCUUCAAGUCACUUGCCAUCAACAAUUGCCAAGUCGGUCUGAACAUGUCCAACUCUCCGCAGAACCAGACUGUAGGCUCUGUCUUGAUUCUUGAUAGUCAACUUACCAACACACCCACCGGUGUCGUUACUGCUUUUACCGAGAACAGCAUUCCCAUUGGUGGAGGUGCCUUGAUUCUUGACAAUGUUGACUUCAGCGGUUCCAAGGUUGCAGUGGCGGGUAUUGCCGGUAACACUAUUUUGGCAGGCGGCUCAGUCGUCUCAAACUGGGUCCAGGGCAAUGGUUACAUCCCUGGCAGCACGAGGCAGAAGCGAGAGGCUUCAGUGACAGUCAUUACUGAAACUGUGACGGAGACAGUAGAGGUCUGCACUGCUGAUUACACAGACUCUUCCCCUUCACUGACAGCCCUUCCUUCGGCAUCGGGAGAUAGUCGUACUGCUGGCAUUGUGCCAGGUAUUCCAAUUGUGAGCAGUUUGUUGUCCGGCUCUGAGUCGUCUGCCACUCAGCCCGCUGAAGCACCCACUACCAGGGCCCCCGAGCCCACUGUUGCUCCCUCAACCCCAGCAGAGGCUGAGCCAUCUACUGCAGUUCAGCAGACUCCCCACCCGUCUGCCCCUGCACAGUCACAGCCAGAGGCCUCAGUUAAGUCUACGGUGACCGGGUCCGUCAUUCCUCCCAAGCCAUCUCCGCCUGUCCAGGGAUCUUCCUCGAGAGUCACCGGUGCAGUUUCAUCUUCGGCCGCCCAUGGAACAAACAUCUGCUCCGUCAAAACGGUCACAAAGACUCGUCUCCAAACUGCUCUCCCAACUCACGCCAAACCCGGCUCCCUGCUCGCUGAUGGAAAGGUUUACGAGCGCUCCAAGCCCCUGUACACCAGCUACGAUGCCUCUUCGUUCAUCAGCGUCAAAUCUGCUGGCGCCAAGGGAGACGGUUCGACCGAUGACACCGCUGCCAUCCAGAACAUACUGAACAGCGCCAAGGAGGACCAGAUAGUUUAUUUCGACCACGGAGCCUACAUCAUCACCGACACCAUCAAGGUGCCCAAGAACAUCAAGAUCACCGGUGAAGUAUGGCCCGUUCUGAUGGCCCACGGCCAGAAGUUCGCCGACGAAACGAACCCUAUCCCUAUGCUCCAGGUCGGAGAAGUAGGCGAGGCCGGCUCCGUCGAAAUCACCGACAUCGCCCUGCAGACCAAGGGCUCCGCCGGCAUGUGGGACACACAUUUCCGUAUCGGCGGAUCAGCAGGCACCGAGCUGCAAAGCGACAAGUGCGCCAAGACGCCGAAGGAGACCACCACACCCAACAAAGAAUGCAUCGCCGCAUUCAUGCUCAUGCACAUCACCGAGAAGGCCAGCGCUUACAUCGAAAACUCCUGGUUCUGGGUCGCCGACCAUGAGCUCGAUCUGCCCGACCACAACCAGAUCAACGUUUACAACGGCCGUGGUGUCUACAUCGAAUCCCAAGGCCCCGUCUGGCUCUACGGUACUGCCUCCGAGCAUAACCAGCUGUACAAUUACCAGGUCACCAACGCCAAGAAUGUCUUCAUGGGCCUCAUCCAGAGCGAAACCCCCUACUACCAGGCAAACCCCAACGCCCUGACCCCCUUCACCCCGCAGACCAAGUGGAACGAUCCCGACUUCUCCUACUGCAAGACCGACGGCUGCCGCAAGGCAUGGGGUCUGCGCGUCCAGAACACCUCCGACAUGUACGUGUACGGUGCCGGCCUGUACAGCUUCUUCGAGAACUACGCUCAGACCUGUCUGGCCACGGAGUCCUGCCAGGAGAACAUGGUCGAGGUCGACUGCUCUGACGUCCAUAUCUAUGGAUUGAGCACCAAGGCUAGCACGAACAUGAUCACGUCGAACAGCGGCGCCGGUCUGGUUCCCCAGGAUGAGAAUGAGAGCAACUUCUGCUCGACUAUUGCGUUGUUCGAACAAUCAUAA
Aspergillus bombycis is the source of this 2784-nucleotide messenger RNA. RefSeq names its product exo-beta-1,3-glucanase Exg0 (gene exgO). The record is from RefSeq and is a predicted model, not a curated record. The transcript has 3 exons. Lineage: Eukaryota; Fungi; Ascomycota; Eurotiomycetes; Eurotiales; Aspergillaceae. Bases 1 to 2784 code for a protein of 927 amino acids.